Phalaenopsis equestris is the source of this 711-nucleotide messenger RNA. RefSeq lists its product as uncharacterized. The transcript has a single exon. The record is from RefSeq and is a predicted model, not a curated record. The coding region runs from base 1 to 711 and encodes 236 amino acids. Gene Ontology annotation, molecular function: RNA-DNA hybrid ribonuclease activity; nucleic acid binding. NCBI's taxonomy places the organism in Eukaryota, Viridiplantae, Streptophyta, Magnoliopsida, Asparagales, Orchidaceae.
AUGCCACUUCCCUUCAUUGUUGUUUGGAUUAUUUGGAAUGCUAGGAACAAGGUGAAGCAUGAGGACAGUGUGUCUCCUUCUGGUUUUGUGGCAGUUAACUGCCAGGCCUAUUUACAUAAGCUGAUUAAUUGGAAGAAGUUCCCUCAGAUAUUGAAGGAUAUGACCAAUAUUGGUCCUAAACACCCUAUGGUUAUUAAGGUUAGAUGGGAGAAGCCUCCUCAUCCUUUCAUUAAAAUUAACACUGAUGGAAAUUUCACAAAUAAGAAAGCUGAUAUUGGAGGUAUUUUCAGAUAUCACACAGGCAAAGUUUUGCUUUAUUUCAAGGCCCCCUGCAUUGUUGAAGUUGUUAUGGAAACAGAAGCUGUUUCUCUUUACUGGGCCUUAAAAUUUGCUAAGGAAGUCAAGUGGAAUUGUAUUAUUGCUGAAGUGGACUCUUCACACCUUGUGGAGCUAGUCACUGCCACCCCCCAGGCACAUAAAUCAGUGGAUUUACAGAAUAAAGAGUGGAUUUAUAGAAUAAAGAAGCUUAUCAUUGAGAUCAAGUUGAAAAUCACUUUUAACUACAGGGAAGCCAACAGGCCUGCCAACUUUUUGGCUUUGGAGGGUUCUUACUUGAGCCAUGCAGUGGUCUCCACUACCCAUCCUAUCCCUCUACAACUGUUAACACAAGGGGACAACCUUCGAAUUCCUUAUCUUAGAAUCCAUAACUGA